This is a messenger RNA of Myxocyprinus asiaticus (Chinese sucker), 6294 nucleotides long. RefSeq names its product sodium-coupled neutral amino acid transporter 3-like. Gene Ontology annotation, molecular function: L-histidine transmembrane transporter activity; L-asparagine transmembrane transporter activity; L-glutamine transmembrane transporter activity. Gene Ontology annotation, biological process: L-glutamine transport; amino acid transmembrane transport; histidine transport. NCBI's taxonomy places the organism in Eukaryota, Metazoa, Chordata, Actinopteri, Cypriniformes, Catostomidae. The coding region runs from base 1432 to 2976 and encodes 514 amino acids. The record is from RefSeq and is a predicted model, not a curated record. The transcript is spliced from 17 exons.
UAUAUAUAUAUAUAUAUAUAUAUAUAUUUGAGUGUGUUGUGUAUACAGAGUAAUGAUACAGUAUUAAAAUAUGACUUAUUUGUUUUAUGACUGAAAAUUAUGAGUUCUGUUCAUAAAAUGUUUAAACCAGUUUUGUAUAAAGUCGCAGCUAUUAAGUCGCCUAAAAUGUUUUUAAUAUCUCCAUCUUUUUUUUAAAGUUCAUAGAGAACAUAAUAUUUUAAUACAGUAUCUAUUACUUUCUGAAUGGGUCUCUAGUGAUAUAUAGAUGGAUUUUAUAAUUGUUAUAACUGCCAUUAAAUAGCCUAUAAUACAUUUUAAAUACAGAUUUGUUGUGGAAGAUUGCUUUUAAAACCUUAGAUAGUGUCAAUAAACCGCUGGUUCCCACCACUGUGACCAAUUAUAUUUUUACACCAUAUAAUGUGGUUGACAAAAUGUCAGUGUGUGUUAAAAUCUUACGGUUUAAAUGUUCAAUAACUUUUUUUUGUGGUCAAGACUUUGCAUUUGCAGCUUGCAUUUGUAUUCCCCAUUUUUGUGACAGUAGAGCAUAUUGUCAUGCUAGAUGGCCUUUAAGGAUGUCUGUUUAAAACUCUGUUUUUGGGACCUUGUGGUCAACAGUCAGAGAAUGAGGGGUCAAAAGUUAGGGAGAAAGGGGUUGUAAUCAUUCUAGAGACAUAAAACUAGAAAAAAAGAAUGGGAAUGAUUUGGAAAUGUCCUCACACUAGUUGGAAAAUUGUGUAACCCCUCAACAAAACAAACAAAGAGUGAUUCAUUGUUUUAAUUCAUGGGGCUUGUGUGACUCACUUUGAACAUAAAUGUACUGUGACAAACCAAUCAAUAACUCAAGAGGCAGGUCAGUGUGUUGACGCAAACAUUGGAUCUACACAACACAUCUGUUUUCUGUGAACUUCACCGUUGUGUAUCUAGGUGAACCGAUGGACCUUGACAAUCAGUGAACGUGAGCAAACAAGAAUCUCCCAGAAUUUUCGAGAGACAAACGCGUGACAUCAGGUAAAUGUGCAUGUCCAACAGUAACUGUCCCAGAUGUAAACAAAUGCAUCCAACUGAAGUCAGGCGGUGACAGAUAAGAGGUUGCUGACCUCAAGUCCAAGGCCAGAGAUGAGCUCAAGGUUUUGUAGAGUGGCAGUAAUGUCCGUUUUGAGGGAAAAUACUAGGAAAUAUUUGGAUGGUGAAACGUGGGUGUUCCCACGGUGGUUGAAGGGAUAGGUUGAAAAAAAGAGGGCUUGGUAAUGUAAUCAGAAAAGGAAAGUCGUUUCAGAGGUAGAGCAAGUUGUUACAUUUUGAUGAAAGAUUACAAAGACAUGUUUUGAUAAGCCACACACAAUAAUGACUGGAACGUGUAUUAACAAAGUAAAGCCAACUUGAUAUUGCACAACUCGCACAUAGAACUGUGGGAUAUCGACUGCUUCCAACAUGGAACCUGCCAGAUCAGAAACGAGUAUCCUUCCCAAUGGGAAAAGUCAUGACCUGGGAGAGGACAUGUACGUGCCGAUGAAGACCAUGAUGGAGGAAGACCGAAAUGGUACUCAAAACAACAGAUUUGAUGACCCUGAUAGCACUCUGAAUGAGAACAUUGAGUUCCUACCCAAUGGCGAGGGCAAGAAUCCACGUUUCACUGAUUUCGAGGGGAAGACCUCUUUUGGGAUGUCAGUCUUCAAUUUGGGCAAUGCUAUUAUGGGCAGUGGAAUUUUGGGGCUGGCUUAUGCCAUGGCCAGCACUGGCAUUCUGCUCUUCUUGUUUCUCCUUACGGCUGUUGCUGGUCUUUCAUGCUAUUCUAUUCAUCUCCUGCUCAAGUCCUCUGGUGUUGUGGGAAUCAGAUCAUAUGAGCAGCUGGGAUACAGGGCCUUUGGAAUGCCAGGGAAAAUGGCGGCCGGAAUAGCAAUCUCUCUACAAAACAUUGGAGCCAUGUCCAGUUAUCUAUACAUCGUGAAGUCAGAGUUUCCUCUGGUGUUGCAGGCGUUUUUGAAAGCAGAUACAGACUCUGGGGAGUGGUAUCUCAAUGGCAACUACUUGGUGGUUCUUGUCUCUCUCUGUAUAAUCCUACCCUUGGCUCUGAUGAAACAGCUUGGUUACCUUGGUUACACUAGUGGUUUUUCACUCAGCUGCAUGGUGUUCUUCCUCAGUGCAGUCAUCUAUAAGAAGUUCCAGAUUCCGUGCCCGUUUGAGGAGUUCUCACACAAUAGCACGCUGGCACACGCACAUUCAAAUGUUACAGUCAACCAUGCACACAGUUACCAUAACGAACACGCGAUGGACGACUCGCACUGUCGCCCUCAGAUGUUCACUGUAAACUCACAGACUGCAUAUACAAUCCCCAUACUGGCCUUCGCUUUUGUGUGCCACCCUGAAGUUCUGCCCAUCUACACGGAGCUUCGCAAUCCUACUCAGAGAAAAAUGCAGCAUGUUUCCAAUGUCUCCAUUCUGAUCAUGUUCACCAUGUACUUCCUUGCAGCCCUCUUUGGCUACCUCACAUUUUACACUAACGUUGAGCCGGAGCUUCUGCACACAUACAGCAGGAUCGACCCCUACGACAUUCUGAUCCUGUGUGUGCGAUUGGCUGUACUCACUGCUGUCACGCUGACUGUACCCAUCGUUCUGUUCCCAGUUCGGAGAGCCAUUCAGGAGAUGGUGUUUCCUAAUAAGGUCUUCAACUGGAUCCGACACAUCACCAUCGCUCUAAUCCUCCUCACCUUCAUCAACAUGCUGGUCAUCUUCGCUCCAAACAUUCUGGGCAUCUUUGGCAUCAUCGGUGCAACAUCAGCUCCGUGCCUGAUCUUCAUUUUCCCCGCUGUCUUCUACAUCCAGAUUGUUCCAAAGGAUAAAGAGCCAAUGCGUUCUACCCCCAAAAUCUUUGCGGCCUGUUUUGCUGGACUGGGGGUGUUGUUUAUGAUAAUGAGUUUGAGCUUCAUCAUCAUUGAUUGGACAACAGGCAGCAGCAGUGCUCUGGGCGGCCACUAGGGGGCAGACCCUGCUCAGUGUGUGUGCUUGUGGACAUGCCUUUGAAUGAGAGAGUUAGCUAGUGGAGUAACAUACUGGAACAUGAUAUGACUUUUGAUUUUUGUCCUUAUUUUUUAUUUUUUUGUCUAUAAUGUGAAUGUCUAUUGUGUUAUAGCGGGUAUCCUAGGUGAGGGGGACCCAAAAACAACAUUUUCCACAGAUAACUGCCAUUAUUCAGAAAAGGACUUUGAUCAAUUCAGCCUUAUGUUAUUAAUUUAUAAGUACCAAGUUCACGUGUUUGGUACCAUUUUAGUACAAGUGCAAUUUUAAGACCUGGAGAGGUCAGUUCAAAUGUGCUAAUCAUGUAAAUUUUGGGACAUUUUUGUAUUUAUUAAAGAGUUAUUGUGUGCUCUUAUCCUGUAGAAAUUUGCUGUUAUGGCUCAAGUUUGCUUGACGUCAUUUUUCUAUUUACUUUCUUUUUCUGCUUUAUCAACCCAAAGCCCUAAUACCUGCCACGAUCAGCCGCAGGUACUGUAGAAAGGCGCAAUAGUUACAAAUACAUAUUUGAUUUUUUAAUCACAGAGAUUGCAGAUAUUUGGAUUAUUUCUGGGGGAAAAAUGAAGUGAGCUCGGUUACUUUUGUAUAUUGGUUACUCACUAGUAGUCUUGGGACAAUCAAGAAGUCAUGUUAUCAACUAUGUCCUGUAACUUGCAGUCUUUUUGGUCAAGUAAGAGUGCAGUUUAUCAUACUGCACAAUUUCAGUGUGCCAAAGCAACAUGAUUUAUCUGUCAUAUAGUAUAUUUUCUGUUUUCCUAAAUAUACACAGUAGAAAUAGUGAAAUGCAAGGCAUGUCUUGAUCACAUUGAGAUUUAAACAGUGAAAACAUACAGUAUUUAUUUAAAUGUAUCAAAUAUAUUUUGCAAUUCACUGGAUGAAUAUUAGGGUUUGUUACAGUAUUAACAUGUACUUCCUACGAAAAGCUUUUGUUUGUGUUGCUUUAAAAAUCAUGGUGGCUUAAUGAGUGCUCAGCAUGCUUGAUGCCAUUUACGCAAUCACUAGAUAUACAGAAAAUGAGUAAACAUUACACCUAUAUUUUACUUUAAAUAGACGUAAUCCCACCUGUUAGAAUUCCAACAAUCAUAUUAAAGGGACAGUUCACCCAAAAAUAAAAGUUCUCUCAUUAUUUAAUCACCCUCAUGACAUCCCAGAUGUGCAUGACUUUCUUUCUUCUGCUGAACACAAAUGAAGAUUUUUAGAAGAAUAUCUCAGCUCUGUAGCUUCACACAAUGCAAGUGAACAGUGAACAAAACUUGGAACUUGGAAGCUCCAAAAAGCACAUAAGGGAAGCAUAAAUGUAACCAAGUGGUUAAAUCCAUGUCUUCAAAAGCUAUAUGAUAGGUGUGGGUGUGAAACAGAUCAAUAUUAAGUUUAUUUUUUUUACUCUAAAUUCUCCUCCCGUCCCAGUAGGUGGUGAUAUGCACGAAGAAUGCAAAUUGCCAAAAACAAAAGAAGAAGAAGAAUGUGGAAGUGAAAGUGAAAGUGGAGAUUUAAAGUAAAAAAAGGACUUCAAUAUUAAUCUGUUUCUCAUCCACACCUAUCAUAUCGCUUCUAAAGACAUGGAUUAAAUCUUGUCGUAUAGAUUACUUUUAUGCUGCCUUUAUGUGCUUUUUGAGCUUCAAAGUUCUGGCCACCAUUCAUUUGUAUUGUAUGGACUUACAGAGCUGAGAUAUGUUUCUGAAAAUUUUCAUUUGUGUUCUGCUGAAGGAAGAAAGAAAGUCAUACACAUCUGGGAUGGCAUGAGGGGGAGUAAAUGAUGAGAGAAUUUUCAUUUUCAGGUGAACUAUUUCUUUAAGCAAUGUUGAAGGAUUUAGUUAGUGAUUUUAUUUAGUAAUCUGCUCUCAUGAAAACGGUUGUAAAUGUUAUAUUUUGCAUUUGUGUUGUUCAACAUUGUUUUAGAGUCAUUUUUAGAGUAUUUCUGGACCAGUUUUUGGUAUUAGCAGUUGUGGUUAGUUUAAAAAAACUGUUGAAACAGAGAAACUUUUGAAAAACAGCAGGUUUUAGUUUAAAGGAAACCAUUGAUGGCUACUGGCUUAUGUGGCGUUUUCAAAAAUAUGAGGUGUUUAGAUUCUGCAAAAAAAUAUACUUAAGUCCUGGAGUACCACAAGUUGUUAAUAUUACGUGAAAGGUGUUAAUGGUCUGGUCAGGAAGUGGCAAACAGUGACAAACAUAAGGAAUCCUGCAACAUGAGGUUAACAUGCCUUUAUUGUCACUACAGUAUUCAUAUCGGUGGUGUAGCCAAAUUACACCCAGACCCAAAUUUCCUAAUUACGCCCUUGAUUCAUAUAACAUCAGAACAUUAAUGGUUAGAUUAAGAAUAAUGACAAAUCAUUAAGUUAACUUGUAAUACAUUUAUUGACAUGGCAUUAUAGCAGACAGCAUGACUUCAAAGGAACAUCAUAGAAAGUUCUGUUUGCACAGUCUGAACUUUGACAGCUAAAACAUCAAAACCAAAGCAAAGUUAUGCUUGUGUUUGAAAACCAAUGCCAGGUUGCUCUCUAUUAUAAGGGCAAUGUAAUACAUUUUUUAAACAACUUUUGCUUUGUUUGUAAAGUUGUUAAUUGUUUUAAAUUUGACUCUUUAUAUAAUUUUUGGAAGGAGAAAAUCCAAUAGAAAAGUGCCUCUCUCAAAACCCUUUAGACACUACUUAUUUUUUUCUUUUGCCAUUGCUCACCAAAGUGCUAGUUAAAGAGCUCUCAAUGGAUCGUAAUCUUUUACAAUUAUAUUUUUAUUUUAUUUGAGUAUUAUAAUGUCUAGUUAUAACCUCGCUAGAUAUAUUUGCAUCAUGCAAAGUAGCAUUGGUUAAAAGAUAAAUUCAGAAGUACUGAAUGUUGAAAAUUCUGUUUUGUGAUUCAUAUGCCAUGUGCUGAAAAAUGAAAGCUAUUGAAAUUCUGUCAAGGUUACUCAUCUCAAUGCUGCCCAUUUUAUAUAACCUUUCCCUAAAUAUGCAUUGACAUUGCUAUCAUUUGUAAUUUUUUUCUAUCUGCCAUUUUUCCUUUCAAUAAGAUUAUGAAAACACCAAAUGUUACAGCCUUCAGUGAUAAGACUGCAAAAAUCACAAUUUUGAACCAUGGGAAAACAGUUGCAUUUUAUUGUUUGGAAAACCUUAUUCUAACCAGCAAAUAACACCUAUUAAAGUGAUACAUUUGAGUUCAUAUGUUAGAAUGUUUAGUGCUUCGUACAUUAUGUAUAUAAGUGUUGCCUUUUUUGUGAUGCAUAUUUAGUUUGUAUAGUGUAAAUAGAACCACUUUGACAAUAAAAAUGUUGUUUUUAAACCGCAAA